This is a messenger RNA of Seminavis robusta, 1911 nucleotides long. NCBI's taxonomy places the organism in Eukaryota, Bacillariophyta, Bacillariophyceae, Naviculales, Naviculaceae. The record is from the annotation of a GenBank genome assembly.
AUGCCCCAAGAUAAUGCUGCUUUCCGACAAUCGUCAGACGGGAGGCCUUCAGAGUACGGAUUUGGACCGGGUGCCUACCCAAUUGAAACUGUUGAUGUCGAUGACUUUGAGGAGCGCAACGAGGAAGCGGGCCACAUUGUUGUUUUUCAUGCGCAUGCCCCUGCUGCACCAUGGGACAUCACCGGGUCGGUCGACACGUCAUUAAUAAAAGGCAGCGUUUCGCUCUUCCAUCCCCAUCGCCAGCGAGGCCGAGCAAUACAGCAACGUCCAAGAGGACCAGGAGCCUUUCCUUCGGGGGCCGACUUGGAAUUCUUCUCUGCAAAUGGCGAAUCUGUGGAACUUUUUGAAACCAUUCCAGAAGACAACCCCGGUGGCUUGGCAGUCGCUUCCCCAGUGGAUCAAACUGACACAUCUCGAGCAGACCUUCCCCAGGCCAAAGAAAUCGUUGGCUCAGAUGCCAAGCAACAAAAGGCUGGCCAACAAACAAAACAAACGACAACCGCACUGGUCCUGGGGGCGAUCUUCUUGCUUGUCGUCGUUCUUUUUGCAGUAUUUGCGGUUGUUGCACCAGGAAAGGACAGUGACGAGCCAACGCCAUCCCAAGCGCCAAGUCUGGGCCCUACUGAGGCACCUACGUCUUAUGAAACCUACUUGAUGUCCUUGCUGCCAGAACACACAAUCAUGGCAAUGGAAGACCCAGAAUCAUCUCAGUCCAAAGCUUUUGAAUGGUUGAUUGAAGACACCAACCAGAAUCCAUUUCAAGAAGAGUCGCGCUUGCUACAAAAAUAUGCUUUGGCCUGCUUUUACUACUCAACUGGGGGAGAAACGUGGCGGAACAAUGAAAAAUGGCUCAACUAUAGUGUGGAUGAAUGCGACUGGCGUGACAACAUCCAUUUUGCCAUGAACGACACCUUGUCGUUCGUUUAUCCAGGUUGCCUCGGAUCGUACCGGCCUCCUGAAGGCAACUGUGACGAGGCGGGACAAUACCAAAACCUUUGGUUGGACACGAACCAUCUUCUGGGAACCAUUCCAGAAGAAUUUUACAAGUUGACGAAUCUUAAGGCUGUAUCCUUGGGCUUGAACCCGCUGUUUGGGACCAUUUCAAGCCGCAUAGGGCAGCUGACUUCAUUGCAGUCACUUCUCUUCUUUGGCCAGGUCAUCACUGGUGUCAUUCCCAGUGAAAUUGGAUUACUGACAGAUCUUAUGAGGCGGCUGUACUUCUUUGACAGUGAUCUUUCAGGCACCAUUCCUACAGAGAUUGGCCAAAUGGAGUCUUUGGAAUGGUUGAUCUUGUUUGGAAAUCGCAUAUCAGGGUCCAUUUCCAGUGAGCUUGGCGAGCUCCUUCGCCUUUCCUUGGGUGCAAAUGAACUGCAGGGUACACUGCCCAAGCACAUGGGCGGAAUGACAUCAACCACCAUGCUGGAAGUCAGGGGAAACCAAUUGUCGGGAACCCUGCCAAGUGAAUUUGGCCUUCUGACCAGCAUUUCCAUGGUUCUUGAUGUUGGUGACAACCCACUAUCUUCCACUGUCCCCACAGAGCUUGGGCUGUUGACUGGGCUUUAUGACUUGUCACUUCAAAACUGUGGUUUCACAGGACCAAUCCCCACAGAGAUUGGCUUGCUUAGAACUAUUGGUGAAAUUCGGCUUGGACAAAACUCAUUUUCAGGAACGGUCCCUACAGAGCUUGCUGCUUUGCAACACUCUCUGUAUGCACUGAAUAUGCAGGGCAAUCCAAGGCUGUCUGGGACCAUUCCCAAUGGUCUUUGUGGUAUCAAUGCCACUUGUAUUCCAAACGCCUUGAAUCCUUGCCCAGUCGAUAUUGGUUUGCUGUUUGAUUGUGAUGACAACAGCUUGCUGUGUGGGUGCGACUGUUGUGCGUCUCUUCAAGAAAAUGGCACUCUUGGCAUGUAA